GCCAGCAGCGCGCGGUUCCAAGCAGCGCAGGCCGUGGGACGCCAGAGAGAAAAUGGCGUAUCGAGACUUAGUGAGAGGCUGGCAUGAAGGAAUUCUGGCUAUGGAUAAGGGGGACUGGGAUUCUGCCUUGAAAAUCUUCUCCAGUAUCGAAGAGCCAUCCUCCAGGAUCUAUUUCAACAUAGGCUGUGUGCAUCUCUCAACAGGGAACCCUGAGGGAGCCUUGCAGGCCUUUGAUAAAACAGUUACCAAGGACAACCAUCUAGCUGUUGGCUUCUUUCAAAGAGGGUUUGUCUGUCUGCAGUUAGAAAUGUAUGAAGAAGCUCUGUAUGACUUCAGCAUGGCCCUCACUCACCUAAGAAAUAACCCUUUCAUUGACUACAAACAACUGGGACUAAGGCAUAUGCUCUGUGCCUGGGAGGUGCUGUACAAUACUGCAGCAGUGCAGUGCCGGCUUGGGCUGUGGCAGGAAGCUAGAAUAACCCUGGAGGAGGCUAUCAGACAGAGGCCUGAAGGAAGAACCACAAGCCUGGAUGUUGCCCUUGAGUGGGUGCAGAAUCAUCUCUUCCUGGAGCCCAUACAUGUUCCCCUUGGGGAAUUUUUCAGACCACGAAAGGAGGAAGUUGAGCAGCUGGAUUCAAAAGAUUUCCUGGGUAAACCCAAGGUGAUCUCCUCCGUCAUUCCCAAUGACGAGUACAUCGGAUUUGAGCCUCUCAGGCCACAGAGACAGGGCUUUUACGAACCCAGUGUCAAUGCUGUGCGAGACCGCGGCUCAGGUUACUAUCAAGUUGUGACUCAUUAUUACCCUGAGGACUCUGACGAGAUGGCAGUGAAGGGCAGCACGAUCAUCUUUGUACUAACUAAAGGGGCAGACGGCUGGGCUACCGCCAUAUGUGACGGACAGAAACUGCGUAUACCGACCUCUCACCUGGAGCCUGUUUAUGCCCCCAAGGCUGAUAAGUGGAAAGUCAGUAAUGGGAUCCCUCUUCCCCCCGUUAAAGUGCCCCCCAACCGGCCUCACUUGCAGGAAAUGGACCACCAGCAGCCAGGACCUGCUGAAGGAGAAGACACUGCUGCAAAUGAUGCUGAUCCGCAAGCAGACUUGCAGCAGGUCCCACUGGCUCAGGACAAAGCAUCCUCCAGCGAGAACAGAUCCAUCCUGCUGAAAGUCCACUGUGACUAUACAGUUAAAGUGAACAAGGCCCUGACCCUGUCAGACCUCAGGUCUCUGCUGAGGGAGACGUUCAGCCAGCAGGCAGAGCUUGGAAAGCUGAGCUGCAGGCUUUCAGACAGCAAAGAGUUAAUUGUGAUUUCGGGAGAAGAGGAGAUGGGGAAGAUGUGGCAGGAGGUGACAGAUGGGAGGCUGACACUCUGGUGCCAGGGCACAGAUGCCUGUUCAGACAGACCCGUUCUCUACAGGAUGGUAGCACACCACGGUUACACGGCGCAAAGGCCAGAGGAUCUGGAAUUCAAUGAAGGAGACACGCUGGACAUUCUCUCCGAAGUGAAUGAGGAAUGGCUUGAAGGCCACUGCAAUGGCAACUUUGGCAUUUUCCCCAAGUGCUUCGCUGCCCAGGCCAGCAUUGGGGCUGCCUGCCCUUAGAGAAGAGAUGCUUCUUCCUGCCAGACUCCACAAGGAGCCAGCUGGGCUGGGGACCCCACCUCACCUUACUCAUGUCUCCCAGAGAACAGGAGAAGCUUGCGCCAAUUCAUUCAGGUCUGACCAUUGCCAGCCCUGCUAGGUAUUUAAUGAAGCUGCCUACACAAGACGCUUCCCAGUGUGGGACCCCAUUAUCCAGAAACCCGGCAGGAUUCGUUUCUGUAGCAGAAAUAGCAUUUUCUAUGGCAUUUGUCUGGCCUCAGUAUUUCCCAAUAAUCAAAGUGAAAUGACAGGUCUGGCUGGGGAGUGGGGGUGAGGUGGGAUCUGGGUGCAAGACAGGGGGUGGUGUCUCAUGAAGGUCACUCUGAGAGGUGCUGACACAGCAAACGGAGUUUUCCCAUCUCAGACCUAGCCACCAGCUCUUUCUGUAGCAAGAACUUGGGAUUCAAAGAUGCAGAUUAAGUGGUAAGAAGAACCGGCUCCUCCAGAAGAGGGGGCCUGGCUAAGGCCUUAAUUCCCACUUCCCACCAGCUGCAAUAAAAGUGGGGGAAGCUGGACCUUGCCAUCACUGGAUAUGCCCACGCUGCGGUUACAUACCCACAGCUGGCCCGUGCCAGCUGACUCGGGCCAAGGGGCUGUUUGAGUGUGGUGUAGACAUUUGGGCUUGGGGCAAGUAAAUAGCUCCUUAGCUCGAGCCCCACGAGCGUGAGUCAGCUGGCACAGGCCUGCUGCAGGGGUCUAAUGGCAGUGCCGACAGACCCAUUGAGGCCAGACUGUGGGAGGCAAGAUGCCACUCAGAGGACAGGGAGGCAGGCUUGAUUCCCUGGGCCCAACGCAGUGUAAAAACAGCGCUGUUCUGGUUGGGGAGCAUUUCACACCCACUUUGCAUGGUUGUAAAUGAGUGCACAUGAAUCAGGCAUAGGGUGGGUGGCCCCUCCAAGCCCCAUGGAUCUACCAGAGGCAAAGGGCCCUGUGCCCAGACAUCUUGGGUUGUGGGGAUUGUCCCUGGUCAGGUGAACACUGGUGUUGUCCCAAUCGGUUCCAUGAAGUUGGGCCACAGCAGGGAGCUAGACCUUGAGGGACUGAGCACUGGGUUGGAGGGAAGGAAUGCAGGGUGGGGGAGAUGGACAAGUGACAGGAGCUGAGGCACUGUGGGGAGGGCAGCCAGAGAAACAGGCCUAGCAAAGCCCAGAGGGAUCAGGGAGAGCCAGAAGAAGGAAGUGGUCAGUGGAGCUGAAAGGAGCCAUGGGGGAGCUAAGAACACAGAGAGAGCGGGGCUCAUGGGAGUAGAUAAAAAUAACCUGGUGGGGGGGAAGGGGGGUGACCUAGGGUCUCUACUUUGCAAAAAGGGUCCCAGGAACUGCAGGGUGGUUCCUGGACACCAGCCCCUGGGGCUCGCUCAGCCCAUCAGCUAUGCAGUGCAUGAGCCUCUGGGAGCUCACUCAGCCCCCACUGGCCUCGGGGAGCUCCCUUGGCCCUCCUUUCUGCCUAGCCUCUCACUUGGCCCAAGCCUCUGGGGAGUUGCUCAGCCCAUCAAUCCUUCAUAGCCCUCACCUGGCUCAGGGCCCUGUGAGAUCACACACCGUCUCCGUUGUGCUAGGCCUCCCAGCUGGCACAGGUUGUGCAACCCAUGUACACCAUGGAGCCUUUGCCGGCAUGGGUCUCUGCACAGUGGCUCUGUCCCCUGACCCUGCAGCUCACUGACACCGGCCUGUGCACGGCGCAGGCUCUUUGAUGACACAGCCUCUCAGCGCUGCAGGGUGCUUACCUGGAACAGGCUGAGCAGGACACUCCUGCCCUCCACCCUGCAGGGCAGGGCCGGCUCCAGGGUUUUUGCCGC
Molecule: messenger RNA, 3437 nt
Organism: Terrapene triunguis (Three-toed box turtle)
Lineage: Eukaryota; Metazoa; Chordata; Testudines; Emydidae
Gene: NOXA1
Product: NADPH oxidase activator 1
Exons: 16
Coding region: 53-1600 (515 amino acids)
Biological process (GO): superoxide anion generation
Molecular function (GO): superoxide-generating NADPH oxidase activator activity; protein binding
Source: RefSeq, a predicted model, not a curated record